AUGCUUUCUUUCUAUCAUGGGGCUUCAACGCGUCUCUUGGCCUCUGGCUUUGAGCACGCCGUUCUGUUCUCCUUUUACAAGUGGACCCUGCGCGAGGUGGGUGCGGAUGAAUAUCAUCCGCUUGCCUGGCAGAUUCUUCUUGGCGGCGUGGGUGGUGGUGUGGCUUCAACGGUCUUCUUGACACCACUGGAGCUGGUUAAGUGUCACCUGCAGGUGGCGAAUAUGCUGCCGCCGAGCCAGCGUGAGUUCCGUGGCGUCACGCACUGCGCGGUUAAAAUUGCACGUCGGGGAGGGGUGAAGACGCUCUACAAGGGCGGUGCUGCGAUGCUGGCCCGCGAGGUGCCGGGCGCGGCGGCCUACUGCGGCACGUACGACAAGGUGAAGGAGCUACUGACGCCGCCAGGAGGCUCAACCGCGGAGUUGUCGCCAUGUCGGCUCAUGUUUGCUGGGGGCUGCAGCGGGGUGGCGUUCUGGACCGUCUUUUUCCCUGCAGACGUUGUCAAGACUCGUGUGCAGUUAGACCCCUGCUUUUCUCACUACAGUUUUGGAAAGGCGCUGCGCGUGCUGUACGCGGAAGGAGGCUUGCAAGCCUUGUAUUGUGGUUGGUCUCUCACCGCGCUUCGCUCGUUUCCGUCCAAUGCGGCAAUAUUUUUGACGUAUGAUCUUAGCAUGCGCGCCUUUCGGGCAUGA
Messenger RNA from Trypanosoma rangeli, 690 nucleotides. Its product is annotated as mitochondrial carrier protein. The transcript has a single exon. Gene Ontology annotation, molecular function: L-ornithine transmembrane transporter activity. Bases 1 to 690 code for a protein of 229 amino acids. Gene Ontology annotation, biological process: mitochondrial L-ornithine transmembrane transport. Lineage: Eukaryota; Euglenozoa; Kinetoplastea; Trypanosomatida; Trypanosomatidae. The record is from RefSeq and is a predicted model, not a curated record.